Messenger RNA from Ceratosolen solmsi marchali, 942 nucleotides. RefSeq names its product traB domain-containing protein-like. NCBI's taxonomy places the organism in Eukaryota, Metazoa, Arthropoda, Insecta, Hymenoptera, Agaonidae. The transcript has 5 exons. Bases 1 to 921 code for a protein of 306 amino acids. The record is from RefSeq and is a predicted model, not a curated record.
AUGUACCUGGACCCAGUAGAGCUUGAUUCAAAAAUCAAAUAUAAUGGCAUUAGAUUAGAAACCAGAAUUCUAAAUCAUGAAAGUGAUCUUGAGCCAUUUAUGGAAGAAAAUACAGCAAAACAAUCAAAUAUUAAUGAUAUAGAUGAUAAUUUGCCAAGCACCGUUACAUUGCUGAGGACUCCAGAUGGUGGUAAAUGUUAUGUAGUGGGAACUGCGCAUUUUAGUAUCGAAAGUCAAAACGAUGUUUCAAGGAUAAUUCAAGCCGUACAACCACAUAUAAUUACAGUUGAACUAUGUAUGGAUAGAAUUGACAUUUUGAAGUUAGAUGAAGAAAGAGUUCUUAGAGAAGCAAAAAAUCUUAGUUUUAAUGACAUUAUAUAUAUUAUUAAAGAGAAUGGAAUGAAUAAAGGAUUGCUGUUUAUUUUAAGUUUUAAAUUAAUAGCUUACCUUACAAAAAUUCUUGAUUUAGCACCGGGAGGAGAAUAUCGAAGAGCUUUAAUAGAGGCUAAAAAAAUUCCAAACUGUCUUAUUCAUAUGGGUGAUAGGCCGAUUAAAAUAACAUUUGCUAGAGCAUGUGGUUAUUUGACUUUGUGGCAGAAAAUCAAACUUGCUUGGCAACUCUUGACACAAAAUAUUUCAAUCAGUCGAGAAGAUCUUGAGAAAUAUAAAAAUCGAAAUGUCGUAGAAGAAAUAAUAGUUGAUUUAGCUAAAGAGUAUCCUGUUUUAGAAGAAGUUUUUAUUAAAGAACGAGAUAUAUAUUUAACAUAUUCGCUUCAGUUAGCAUGUAAGCCUAAAAUUGGAAAGCGUGGGGAGUUAAUACCAGCAAAAGUUGUAGGAAUUAUUGGUAUUGGACACAUGCUGGGAAUUGUUCAAAACUGGGGAAAAGUAAAAAAAUGUCAAAUACCGUUAAUUAUGAGGUAAUUAUUUUUAUUUUUAUUGCAU